Besnoitia besnoiti is the source of this 4497-nucleotide messenger RNA. RefSeq lists its product as uncharacterized. Gene Ontology annotation, molecular function: nucleotide binding; P-type ion transporter activity. Gene Ontology annotation, biological process: intracellular calcium ion homeostasis. Lineage: Eukaryota; Apicomplexa; Conoidasida; Eucoccidiorida; Sarcocystidae. The transcript has 7 exons. Gene Ontology annotation, cellular component: endoplasmic reticulum membrane. The coding region runs from base 1 to 4497 and encodes 1498 amino acids. The record is from RefSeq and is a predicted model, not a curated record.
AUGACUGAGGCAGAUUUCGACCUGAAGGAGGUGAGGAGCUCCUCCGCUUCAGCAUCCGUUGAGCUGCGAGUCCGGCGUUUCGUGCUGUAUCGCAAGAAACCAUGGCUGCUGCGCACCCCCGCUCCACAAGAAAUAUCGGAAAAGCCACCAGAGAGCGCGGGGGAGAAGGCAGGCAUUCAACUGAGCGGAGGAGCGAGCGGGGAGACAGAAGGCCAGGCGGCUGCCUCCGCAGACGCCAGUGGCGCUCCUCCGCCCGCUGAAGGCAAAGCGUCUACAACGACGACUACUGAGCCCCCUAAGAGUAUUGAAGAACUUUUUCCAACCUUGACGUGGCUUUUUUCAUCGUUUUAUUUCCUGUACUGCAUUCUGUGCAUCUUUCUCGGAGGUCUGCUGCACCUGAGCACCCACUGGUUCGUAAGCCUGGACUGUGUGGUCGGGUUUUCUCGCGCGUCAAUCCAGGAAGCGACGCACGUGCUAGUCGUCCCGCCCAGCGGGAAGCCCUUAGAGCACCGGACGCUGUGUUCUUUGGCGCGUCUGCCGGACCAGAUUUGCUUCUUUUACCGGAAAAAGAAGUUCCUUUUCGUUCCUUCCACAGGAAUCUUUCAGCCCCUGCGCUUCCCCAAAGACCGUCCUCUCGUCGAGUACCUCAAAUGGAAAGGCCUAGAUGCGACUGCGCCGCCGUCUCCUGUCCGCGGUGAGGCCGCGUCAUCGCCUGUGCCGUCUUCUGCGCUGCCAAGCAGCGGUAGCGGGAAGCCGCUUCUUCCAGACUGGAAUCCCUCAGAAGAUUCUGCCGUUCCAGUUGUGCAGGCCAAGUACGGCUCGAAUGACUACGACAUCCCCAUCCCGACCUUCCGCGAGUUGUUCAAGGAGCACGCGGUCUCUCCCUUCUUCGUGUUUCAGAUGCUCUGCGUCUCUCUCUGGCUGAUCGACGAGUACUGGCAGUACAGUCUCUUCACCUUGGUGAUGCUUGUCCUGCUCGAGUGUCAGAUGGUGAAGAAGCGCCUGAAGGACUUUCAGCAGCUUCGCGCGAUGCGCAUUCCGCCCCGCCCCGUGCACGUCUUCCGCUCGGGGGCCUGGAUUCCGCUCCGUUCAGAUCUCCUUCUUCCAGGGGACAUCAUCGCCAUCACAGGCUCGAGCAAGCCCGACGCAGCCGUGUGCCCGGUGGACGCUCUCCUCCUUCAGGGAUCUGCCGUCGUCAACGAAGCGACCCUCACAGGUGCCCCCGCCCGCUCGGCUGAAGCUGCUGACCUGCAGCGACCCGCGACCGACGAAGAAGAGAGGCAGGGUGUUAGAGUCAGCGACGCAGACGGCGCAGAGCCAAGGCAGAAGGCAGACGCUAGCGAGUCCAUUCCGCAAACGAAAGCAGCUCUAGAGCUGGACGACUGCGUAGGUGAGACGCACAGCAACAAGGCGAAGACCGACAAGCAGCUGCCUGAGGCAGACGAGGUUCGCCUUGAUAUGGAGUCGCGGAAUAAGCAGAACGUCAUCUUUGCGGGUACCUCAGUUAUCCUUCACCGAAAUGAGCACGCGAAUUUCCUCAAGACAAAGGUUCCAGAGAAAGGCUGUGUCGCAUACGUGCUCCGAACCGCCUUCAGCACGACGCAGGGAAAGCUCGUGAGGACGAUUCUGUUCUCUCACGGGCGCGUGACCGUGGCGUGUCGGGAGGCUUGGUACUUCCUCGGCCUGCUGCUUAUGUUGGCGCUCUGUGCGUCGGCGUAUGUGCUGCGCGAGGGCAUUCGCAACGCCGAUCGCUCCCGUUUCAAGCUCUUCCUCUCUUGCUCGCACAUCGUGAUGGCUGUCGUGCCUGCGGAGUUCCCCAUCACGCUCUCGCUGGCCGUCACCAUGUCUCUCCUCUUUCUCUUCACCCAAAAGAUUUUCUGCACAGAGCCAUUCCGCGUGCCCUACGCCGGCCGGGUCGACGUCUGCGCAUUCGACAAAACUGGCACGCUGACCUCCGACUCGAUGCGCGUGAGGGGAAUCUAUGGAGCCUGCGCAAGCUCGCCGCGGACGCGCCAGUCGGCGUCGCAGACAGAGUGCGUCGCCGAAGAAGAGACGCUUCUCACGCAGUGUCUGCCGUUCGAGACCGUCGCGGUGGUUGGCUCCUGCCACGCACUCGCCCUCGUCGACGGUCAGCUGCUGGGCGAUCCCCUGGAGAAGGCCGCCUUCACAUCCGUCGGAUGGACUCUCGCCUCGCCCGACUGCGCUCUUUCUGCGCCUCGCCCGCGGCCGCUGCCCACCAGCUCGUCAACGCAGCAGACGCGCAUCUCGGUUGUGCGCCGAUUUCCGUUCUCCUCUGUGCUGCAAAGAAUGACCGUGGUAGCGCGUCUGGAGGGCGCGCGCAUGCCCUGGUGUGGCCCCGCGGCUGCAGCUGAGGCAGCGGCCGCAGCCUUUGCGAGCAACGCGGAAAAAGUUCGCGACGGCCCGUCCGGCGUCUUCGUCGCCUCGAAGGGCUCUCCAGAGAUGAUGAAGAACUUCCUUAAAGACGUCCCGCCGUUCUACGACAGCUUGUACACGGGAUUCUGCAUGAAGGGAUAUCGCGUCCUCACGCUUGCCUACAGAGAGGCAGAGUCGAACCUCGCACACGCCGAGCGUUGGGAGCUGGAGAAGGACCUGGUUUUUGCAGGCUUUUUGGUCGUCACAUGCCCCAUCAAAGCCGGCACAAAGACGGACAUCGACAUUGUCUCGCGCGCAGGCCACAGGGCCAUUAUGGUCACCGGAGACAGCCCUUUGACGGCGUGCCAAGUGGCGAUCGACGUCGGGAUUUUCCGCGAGGGCUCGACGGUGGGUGAGGCUGGAUUCCCUGAGAACGGCGCGGGACGCGGCGACGACGAGAAGGAGCAGGAACUCGAAUUGAAGCCCCUGACGCGCCCUGUUCUGAUUCUGAAGUGCGGAAAGUCCGCGGAUGAGCCGUCUGCUCAUGAUGACGGGGCGGCGACGCCGGGCGCCGCUCCGGCGGCGGCGGGACUUCGUCAGCGUCGCAGCCAGCCUUCGCGGUCGCCAGGAGUGGCAUCGGCGUCGCCCCUUGCGCCGGCGCUGGAGAACUUUUAUUGGGAGAGUCGCGACGGCCAAAUGCGGGUCUCCCUGCUGUCCGCCCUGGGGCCCGCGAAGGCCGCAAGCAGAGACGCGACGGGAUGCUGGACCCCGUUUUCCUCCGAGGGCCUCGCGCAGCUCGGCGCAGACUUCCACCUGUGUUUGACGGGGCCUGUGAUUGCGUCUCUGCUGGAGGCGUGCGGCGCGGAGACGGCGCGGGAGCAGGUGCAGAUUCUGCGGCCUCUGCUGCCGUACGUGGGCGUUUUCGCGCGGAUGUCGCCCCAGCAGAAAGAGCUCAUCCUGCUCGCUUUCAAGGCUUCCGGCCUCGUCACGCUGAUGUGCGGCGACGGCACAAACGACGUCGGCGCGCUCAAGGCCGCACACGUCGGCGUCUCGCUGCUCUGCCAGGAGGCCAACGUGCCCGCGGCGGGCCGCAGCCGCCAGGAGGCAGAGCGGAAGCGCAAGGAAGACGCCCAGUGCAGGGCCCUGGUCGCCUCCGGGCGAGGCUGGAGUGUCUUCGGGGCAGGAGGGGUCGACGCGCCUCAGAAGCCAGAGACAUCGGUCGCUGUCGCGUGUGCAGCGCCCGCGAAGCCAGGCGUCUCUGCCGGUUCGACGGCACUGCAGAAGGAGUUUGAGCGGCGGAUGGAGGACAUUUGGAGUCAGACGGACGACGGGCCGCCGCUGGUGCGUUUGGGCGACGCCUCGAUUGCCUCGCCCUUCACAUUCAAGGGCGACUCCAUUCGCUGUGUUCCGCUGAUUCUCAGAUCAGGGCGGGCGACGCUGGUCACCGUGGUGAUGAUGUACAAGCUGAUGGCGCUGAACUCUGUGAUCACGGCGUUUGCGCUCUCCGUGCUGACUCUGGACGGCGUGAAGUUGGGGGACUUUCAGACGAGCGUGGAAAACGUGCUGUGCACCGUGUUGACGAUGCUGAUCUCCAAGACGCGGCCUUCGCUGGAAAUGGGGCCGUGCCGGCCGAUCGCGUCGAUUUUUCAUCCGACUGUCUUUCUGUCCCUGGUCCUGCAAGCCUCGCUUCACACGUACACCCUGUACACGGCCUGGGACCUCGCGCGCGCGCUGCGUGCGCCGGACUAUACGCCGAACCUCGACGGGCACUUUGAGCCGAACCUGGUCAACUCCGUCGUCUUCCUUCUCAUCGCCUCCAUGCACGCCUCGACCUUCCUGAGUAACUACGAAGGCGCGCCCUUCAUGGCGCCUCUGUUGGAAAACCGGCCGCUCUUUGUCACGCUCGGCUUUCUGGUCGGCUUACUCCUGCUUCUCGUCUUUGAGGUGCUUCCCGAAUUGAAUGAAACGCUCUCGCUCGUGCCCUUCCCCUCCUACGAGUUCAAAACACAAAUCGUCGCCCUCGUCUUCCUCGACUUGGGCGGCGCCUGGCUCGUCGCGUGGAUGCUCAGAAAGAUCGGCUGGCGGUGGGCGCGGCACAGCGCCCGCAAAGCCAAGCCUCUGUGA